Molecule: messenger RNA, 774 nt
Organism: Moneuplotes crassus
Lineage: Eukaryota; Ciliophora; Spirotrichea; Euplotida; Euplotidae
Source: the annotation of a GenBank genome assembly
AGAAAGACAAAGAGCUCGUAAAAGAGCAAAUACAAUGGCAAUUAUCACUUAUUAAUGCAACUCUUCAAGAGUUUGAGAAAGCAUUGAGCGAACAUGUCAGGCUGUUCAUUAACUUUAAUAAUUUGAAUCUGAAUUUUAAAAGAAAAUUAAUGGUCUAACUCUUCCAAAAGCUUUGAAAAUUAUUGCUUUGAAUGCUUAGACAGAAAACAUUAAGGAUGCCUGCAAGUUAUUUAGCAAGACCUUCAUUGCACAAGUAGAGGACAUUUUAUAACCAACAUAAAUUUCUCCCUCGUCUCACAAGAUUCGCAUCUAUGGUAACUCAGGAAAUAUCAUUUGAAUUCUGAAACAUCAAUGAAAACCUCUCAAAAGAAUAUUCUCAUCUGUGUGAAGAAUUCCAGAAGUGGAAUUUAAAUACUGAAGAAUGACACUUUCAAGCUCUGUUGAUUUCACAAGAUGCUUCACAGGUACCACAAUUAAAGAGUUCAGGUUUAUAUGAUAAGGAUCAAUCUCUGAGAAGCGAUAUGGAGAUUGUCCAGAGCAAUUCGAGCGUCUCAUAUGUAGUCUAGCAACAGAAGACCUUCAAAAUAGUUUGCAAACUCUUGUGGUUGAAGGUUCAAUCAAUGAAAAAGCAUAUUUCAUGAGAGUCCUUGAAAAAGUACAAGUUCAAAUCCUCAUAGUUUUAAAGAAGCAUUGGUUGAUCUCCCAUCUAUUCUGACAGCAAUGGACAGUUUCAUCAGAUGACUCUGGAUAUUAAUUGAUGGUUAAGAUUUCAAU